ACGAAUUAUUAAUUUUUCACAAUAUUUAACAAUUCGUAAUUCGGUUUGUAAUUCAAGAUGCGUGAUCUUUGAAUUAAUUUUAAUAAGGAGUCAUGUAAGAAGUUUGCGUCUUCGAAAAUUUUUCGCGCUUAGGACGAAUGAGCACGGAAUCUUGUUUGCUGUCCGACACCUGCAUGGAUUCAUGAGAGGCACGCAGUCACCAGCCAAGGAUGUCGGAUAGUUCAGAUCAGCUGUCAUCACCGAACAGCGACUGCAAUAGUCAAAUGGGCGUCGUGCAUCGCAAUGCAACCGCGCAAUAUAGUAACACAUCGUCAAUGUCCGGUCUCGGGCUGGCUCAUCAUCCCCAAAAUUUAACGCCGACAUCGAAUGGCAGUCCUCAGUAUUCACAGGAGAUUUCCACAUGCAACUCUGCUAGCGUAAACACCAACAUCAGUAAUAUCAGCAGUAUCCCCCUUAGCAGCAGUAAUUUCACACCUGAACAGAUAUCUUGCAUGUGCGAGGCACUGUCACAAAGCCAAGACAUUGAGAAAUUAUCCAGAUUUCUUUGGUCCUUACCGCCUGGAGAACUGUUGCGCGGAGGUGAGAGUGUGCUAAUGGCGCGUGCCGCUGUUGCCUUUCACCGCGGAGCCUAUCACGAGCUUUACUCAAUCCUGGAGAGCCACCCUUUCUCGCCACGUCGACAUCCCGAACUCCAACAGAUGUGGUUUAAGUCGCAUUAUCGCGAAGCUGAGAAAAUCCGCGGUCGACCAUUGGGCGCCGUGGACAAGUAUCGGCUGGUGUCCAAUUGGUUCAAGAAUCGUCGACAGCGUGAUCGUACGCCACAAACGAGAACGGAUAUGCUACCACUAAAUUGUCAAGGCACGACUAACAGUACAAUUAGCAGUUCAGUGAGCAACGGCGGUAGUAUUCAAUCUUUGCAGAGUAUCGAUUCCGAUAGUCCGAGUCUCGCAAUGUCACCUCUAUCAACUAUGGGUAUGUCACCAGUCACUAUGAAUCCAUGCAGCCCGAUGGGCAUGAGUCCCAUGGGUCCUCAUCAUGGCUAUGCCACUCCUGUUACCCCAUCGUCCGUUCAUACCUCACAUUCUCAUAAUGGCGGAUUGAGUCCUAUGAACGACGUUAAGGCUUUGUAUGGACGCAGUGUAUACGACACAGGUAAAGACGUGGAGCAGAGCUCAGUUUAUUACUCCAGCCAUUCCAGUAUGCACCACCAGUAUUACCAACAGACUCAUCAUCAGAUGAUGUCCAGCUCCCAUCAUCAUCACCAUCAUCAGCAGAGCGUGCCAGCCGGCUAUGAGAUUAUGCUGCCCCCGCCUUCCAUGUGACUAACGGAUUAUGAAGACGACCGAAGUAAUCAAAGUCUUCACGGUAACGACGACGUGAUAGCUCGUAUACACGCCUUCGCCUGAUCCUUCUGCUUCUUCUCUCGUCUCGAUUUUAAUCGCACGCAAUAAAGAACGACAUGGAUAUUGAUGAAAUUGUUGUUUUACAAAGGAGGUGGAACAAUCGUUUCUAAUUCCUUAUUCUCGAAAAAUGUUUACUUAAAAAGGUAGCGAAAGUUGUUUUUACACGUUUUAUGUGAACGAUAU
Molecule: messenger RNA, 1586 nt
Organism: Trachymyrmex cornetzi
Lineage: Eukaryota; Metazoa; Arthropoda; Insecta; Hymenoptera; Formicidae
Gene: Six4
Product: homeobox protein six4
Exons: 5
Coding region: 210-1322 (370 amino acids)
Biological process (GO): regulation of transcription by RNA polymerase II
Cellular component (GO): transcription regulator complex; nucleus
Molecular function (GO): RNA polymerase II cis-regulatory region sequence-specific DNA binding; DNA-binding transcription factor activity, RNA polymerase II-specific
Source: RefSeq, a predicted model, not a curated record